This is a messenger RNA of Caenorhabditis elegans, 480 nucleotides long. It is a transcript of the gene T07D4.5, whose product is annotated as P53 and DNA damage-regulated protein 1. Lineage: Eukaryota; Metazoa; Nematoda; Chromadorea; Rhabditida; Rhabditidae. The record is from RefSeq and is marked reviewed. Gene Ontology annotation, cellular component: cytoplasm. Bases 4 to 432 code for a protein of 142 amino acids. The transcript is spliced from 3 exons.
AAAAUGAUCACUCACCUGUCUACUGGAAUGGCUUUGAACAACGCAAAAACACCGCAUGACCAUCAAAAAGAGUUACGCGACAAAACUUCAGAGAUAAUUUACCUUUCAACGAAAUUAAAUCACGCCAAAGAAACAUGUGUGAAUCUGGAUAAUGAACGUCAGAAGUUUCGAGAAGUUAGCCGAAAAAUCAAAGAGAAGGAUAUUGAUCCAGUUUGGAUAUACAAUGGAACGUGCUUCCUUCAAACAAGCCAAGCAAAUAGUUUGAAUAUUUUGGAGAAAGAUACGAAAACUGUCGAAGAAGUUCGUGGACAGAUUCAAGAAGUUAUCAAGAAAGACAUGGACACAUUUCUCAAACUACACAAGAAGCGAAAUCUAGAAGAACGUGGUUUCGGUUUAAAGCCAUUGCUCAAAGACGGAAAAUUAACUGAUUAAAUUAUGAAAUAUCUGAAUACGGGUCAAUGAAUUGAUAUUAAAAUACUU